Messenger RNA from Calidris pugnax (ruff), 1927 nucleotides. RefSeq names its product syntaxin-1B-like. The transcript has a single exon. Gene Ontology annotation, biological process: synaptic vesicle fusion to presynaptic active zone membrane; intracellular protein transport; exocytosis. Gene Ontology annotation, cellular component: plasma membrane; presynaptic active zone membrane; SNARE complex. The coding region runs from base 1 to 882 and encodes 293 amino acids. The record is from RefSeq and is a predicted model, not a curated record. NCBI's taxonomy places the organism in Eukaryota, Metazoa, Chordata, Aves, Charadriiformes, Scolopacidae. Gene Ontology annotation, molecular function: SNARE binding; SNAP receptor activity.
AUGAGGGACCGGCUGGCAGAGCUGCGGCAGAGAGUGGCAGCCGAGGGCGACCUGCAUGAGGACGGCCUGUGCUUCGACAACCCGGCCUUUGGCGGGGACGAUGCCAGCCCCGUCAGCCGGGCGCUGCGGGAGGCGGCCGAGCUCUGGCGGGCGCUGGACGGGCUGGAGCAGCUCUCCGAGAGCAUCGACAGGACGCAGCAGAGGGUGCUGAGCUGCACCUCUGAGGAGAGCAUGGCCCGGGAGAAGCAGGGGCUCGGCGCUGCCAGAGCCGCCUUCGCCCAUCAGGCCGUGGCCCUGCAGCCCCAGCUGGGUGCCCUGCCGGCGGCGCCGGAGGUGGGGAUGGGGCAAGCGGGUCCCCGCGUCCGCCAGACCCAGCUGUGGCUGCUGCUGCGGCGGUACCGGGCCGUCCUCGCCCGCCAUUACGCCCGGGAGAGCCGCUACCGGCGGCGGCUGAAGGAGCAGAUCGAGAGGCAGGCGGAGCUGGCGGGCAUCGAGCUGGGGGGUGAGGACCUGGACCGGCUGGCCGAGAGCCCCCAGGCACCUCGCCUCGUGGGCCGGGACCUGGAGGAGCUCAAGGCCAAGCAGCACCUGGCCUUGGCCCAGGCCCGCCAGCGGCAGCUCCUCGACCUGGAAAUGCAAAUGGCGGAGCUGCACGGGCUCUUCUUGCGGCUGGAGGGGCUGCAGGCCGAGCAGCACGGGGCCGCCGACAGCGUGGAGCACUAUGUCCUGCACACCCUCGACUACGUCGCCCAGACCGGCGGCGAGGUGAAGAAAGCCUUCGCCUGCCAGCAGCCGUCGCGGCUCUCGGCCCUGCUGGCAGCCAUGCUCAGCCUCUGCGCCUGCUGCUCCUGCCUGCCCUGCCUUGGUGGGACCCUCCGGUGAGACAGAGCAGCUCCGGCAGGAUUCCUCACAGAUUCCCCCUCUAUCUGUGCAAGAAAUGGUGCCCUGAGAGGCUGCUGCUGUCCUGCAGUUCUUGCACGGUGGUGCAGGGACCACACAGACUGUGCACGAUGGCAAUGGGACCACACACACCUUGUAUGAUGGCAUGGAGACCGUGUAUGCCUUGCACAAUGGCACUGGAGCCAUGUACGCCUUGCACGAUGGUGCUUGGACCACGUGUGCCUUGCACAAUGGCAUGGGGACUGCGGACACCAUGUAUGACAGCCUGGGGACCGUGCCUACCAUGUACUGGGACCAUGCACACCUUGUGUAGCGGCAUGGAGACCACAUUUGCACAGCAGGACAGGUACACAGAGCACUGCAGUGUCCAGCAGGGAAAAGCACUUUUAAUACUAUGCAAUCUAACUUAAAAACAUUUAUGUUUCCUUUUUUAUUUAUUAAAGGAGGGAGGGGGGAAAGAAAACCCCUUGGAGUUUUGGGCACCUUUGUUGUGAUGUGUGAGGGAAGCCAAUGGCUUGGUGCUGCCAUGGGGCAGUGGGAAGGCUCCUCCACCACAUCUGGGUCUUUGUUCUCCCCACUUUCUCCAAUUUCUGCUUCUGAGGUGGUUCUUUAUGUGCAUUAAUGUCGCUUUUUCACUGUUACUGAUUUGCAAACAGGUGGUCACAUUUGGGCCGGGUGGUUGGGUGUCCCACUUGGCCCACCCCGUGGUGUGACACCAGGAGGGUUUAUGCAAUAGAUGCAGUUUUGGGGAGGCUGCAGGAAAAGGACUCUUAUUUCAAGCUGCACGUUGACAAACCAGUCACUAUCACAUGUGUGCUGGAAACCCCGUGUGACCAUUUCCUCUGUUCCCUGCGAUACCAUCUGAAUUUCUCUCAAAUUUGAGACACUGCAGCAGAACUGGUUAAGUUUCUCAGAACCCUUUGUGGAAGGUCCCUUUGUGUCCUGGCAGUUUCUGGGGUCAGGUCCCAGCAGACUCAGCCACCAUUUGGUUUAUUUUUUUCUUCUGGCUGAGCCUUAAUAAAACAAU